This is a messenger RNA of Mizuhopecten yessoensis (Yesso scallop), 5981 nucleotides long. RefSeq names its product enhancer of mRNA-decapping protein 4-like. The coding region runs from base 179 to 4486 and encodes 1435 amino acids. The transcript has 28 exons. Gene Ontology annotation, biological process: deadenylation-independent decapping of nuclear-transcribed mRNA. Lineage: Eukaryota; Metazoa; Mollusca; Bivalvia; Pectinida; Pectinidae. Gene Ontology annotation, molecular function: protein binding. The record is from RefSeq and is a predicted model, not a curated record. Gene Ontology annotation, cellular component: P-body.
GUCUCGAAGCUGCGAUAUCGUAUGGCAGCCGCCAUAUUUGGAUGGACGGACAUCAAUUUGCGUGCGGGGCAACCUAAGAAAACUUGAAUUACGCAUAAUUUGGGUACCCUAUGCAAUAGUGGAUCGGAUGCCAGCUAUUGUUCUAUAUAAAGUCUUAAUUUAAAGCUAUUUUAAAACAAUGGAUCCUGCCGACAGCACCACAUCCUCUCUGGGGACGACCGGAGAUACAGGCCACCUCUUGCAGGAGCUCAUCAACUUACAGAAAUCACACGUCAUGUCCUCUGGAAAUGUGACGGGAUCGUUACCAAUGCGUGAAAGCAUGGAUCCAGGCAACUCUGGGGAUGGAACUGCGGGCAAUCCCACCCUGACUGAACUGAUGAAGACCAUAUAUGAUAGUCCUGCUCCACGCCAGUUAAUAACACUACAGGGAUCAGACACGGUGAACAGCUUCAGUGUGUACGGGCGAGAAGUGGACAUCAUGGCCAGUAAGGGUAGCAGUGGCAUUAUAACGAGUACUGGUGUGAUGUCACAGUCUACAACAGGCAGCAAUAAGGUGAAGAUAACUCCGGUGGUGAAGUAUGACUGGGAACAGCUCCACUACAUCGGUAACCUGGUGGCGAUACACAAGAACAGCCUACACGCAGCUUAUACUCUCCGAGGAAAGUCUGGUGGCAUCGUGCGGAUCAUUAAUCGUCGGACAGCCGAACGCGUCCUGUUAAAGGAUUUUACUGGCAAGGUUAUAGAUAUAGCCUUUGCUCACACAGACGAUGUCAUCUUUGGCGCUGUCGAUGAGGUUGGCAAUCUCUUCGUGUACAGCAUCAAGGAAACAGACUAUGGGAAACUUGUAACUAACCUGGUUCUUCACGUGCUCCGUGAUAAAGACACACCACACACAGAGUACCACCGCCUGAUCUGGUGCCCAUUCAUCCCCGACGACUCGGACGACAGCAGCGUGACCGAGUCCUCCACUCAGGACGCCUCCAGGGUCCUCGUUCUCACCCACAAUGAGAAGGCGGAGAUCUGGAAUGUGGACCUGGUAACUAAGGAGUACUCGAGUGGUCCGCUGUUAGCUGAGGACGUGGAAUUUGGUCUUAUCCUGAUCAACAGUCACACACAGCCCAUCAUGGAUGCAGCAUUUUCACCGGACGGCACAGCUCUCGCCACAGCAAGUUUGGACGGAGAAGUGAAGUUCUUCCAAGUCAAUAUGGGUGAAAAUACCUCUCCUAGGUGUCUCCACCAAUGGAAGCCACACGACGGUAAACCGCUGUCAAGUCUGUUUUUCCUGGACGACCACAAGUACUUCAGUGCUGAUGCCCAGUUCUGGAAGUUUGCUGUGACUGGAGCUAUGAAUAAUCAGGAGCUGAAAAUCUGGACGUGCGAGUCGUGGACGUGUCUACAGACCAUCAGAUUUUCCUGCCCACCAGGAUUACCAUCAAACUUCCAACUGGACCCGUGUAUGAAAGCUGCGUUAGAUUUGAGUGCCAAGUAUCUUGUCUUGUCUGACAUCAGGAGGAAGGUGCUAUAUGUGUUACAAAUACAUCAGGAGGGGGAUUCUAAUGCUGCCCACGUGAGCUCGGUGUCCGAGUUCCUACUAGCCCAGCCCUGUCUCAGCUUUGCUUUAAUGGACGCCAGCAAGAAAAAGUUCAAGAAGUCCAUCAUAGAGGAUGAUUCUCACCUAGACGACAUCACAACAGGUGAACUUGAACGGGACGAAAACGAGGACGGAGACAGUAAAGUCGACGGCGUUACUACGUCAGGAGUUCAGAUAAAACUCUACACUGUACACCCUAAGACUCUACAAGAGCUACAGAUUCGUUUCCGCCCGGAGUCGUCGGCCCCUCCGCUACCCACACCAUCAGUUAGCACCAUCUCCCACGACGACACAGGGCUACAGGACGGCCUGUCUUACAUGAGCAUCAGUAUGGAGAUGAGCGUGACCGAUGUGGACAGCAGUAAGGAAAGCCCUAUGUCAGGACAGCCUGCCCCAGUUCUACUCACUCCUGAUGUGUUCAAAGCUAGUCCCAGGAAGGUGACCCCCUCUGACAACAGCAUCCUGGAGCCUGUGAGAGCCAGUGCGGGGUCCAGCACCAGCAGCUUCACUCAUGUGUCGGGACUGAACGAGGACUUUAUGUCUCCGCGCAGCUCAGGAGGAGACCAGUCUGACAUCACACAAACCCCGACCCCCAAGGACCCCACACCUGGACGGGCCAACAUCAAUCCCGAACUUACGCCAGGCUCUGUUCCACUUCCACCGGUCACCAUUUCAGAGGAACAGGAACUACAGACACCAAAGUCUAAGGAGUCCCUCAAUUCCUCAGGGGAAGUAACUCCAAAAGCUGAAAACAGACUGGCCAAUGUGUGUAUUGAUGACCUCUUUGACACCCAGGAGAGCAGCAGCAGGCCAAUCAUUGGGAGAACUUUUGACAGCACUAGUAGUACAACAGGUUUUGAUGUCAAUGACAUUGUCGGCCCUAAACACUCCAGUUCUAAAGAGUACGAUGAAGAUGACGAGGAGGUGGCCGAGGUGCUGGGGGAGACGAUAGAGGAGGAGGAGGAGGAGGAUAGCAAGGAGAUCAUGGAAGGUACUCAGCCGUUCGUGGAACAGGGAACGCAAUCGUCCGCGGGUGAUAGUGAAGGUCAACAGGUUCUCCGCGCCUGGCCACGCCCACCUGAUGUCAACACAGAGGGGCAGUCUCACCCACAGAAAAGCUAUGAAGAUGAAGAGGAGGGAGAUGACGAUGUUCAGGUGGAGGGAGAGGAAAUCUGUGAGGAGGACGAGGAGGAAGACGAGGACGACAUUGUUGUCGGUGAACGGAAAGGAGAAAUAGACACACAGAAUCGGACACGGGACGAGAGUAGCGAGGAAAUUGAGGAACAUAUAGAGGAACAUUUGGAGGAGGAGGAGGAACACAAUAGUCCAAAGGAAGCGCCCGUGUUGAAGGCUGCAGAGAGACAUCAGAUCUCGUCACCAAGGGACAUACCUGUACCGGUACGAGAAAUACACAGGGAAACUAUCCGAGAAGUUAUAGACAAGAAAGUUCUGUCCCAGUUACAGGAUAAUCUACAGAGCGUGCUGCUAGCCCUGGAGGCUCAGAACAACCAGAUACAGCGGCUACAGGAUCAGCUGGUCGAGCAGCAGGAACAGCAGGCGGAGUUACAGCGACAGCAGAUAGAGAUGGAACAGCUGAGACAGAUGGACAAACAGCCACAACCUAGCAUAGAGGAACACCUGGGCAAGCUCGAGUCCAUCGUCACCUCCCGCGUCGAGCGCAUGUUUAGCCAACACGCAAUGAAAGAAAACCAGCGGAUACAGGAUCUGUUACAGCAAACAGAACGUCGUGACCAGCAUCGGCAAGACAAGUUACAGCAGGCCAUUACACAGACGGUCAACCAAGCUGUCCAACUCAACCUAGAGAAACAGGUCAAGAUGGAGAUGAGAAACACACUUGUACCAAAUGUAGCAAAAAUUUUAGAACCAAUCAAGGAACAGCUUCACCAGGACCUGGCUCAGAAGCUCACCGCCACAGACUCCCUUCUAAAGGACAACAUCAGCAAGAUGGUGCGGUCUAGACAAACUGUAGAUGCUAUAGGAAUGGCGGCAGGCAAUGCCCUACAGACCCCCAUACAGGUGGCUUACAGGGAGGCCUUCCAGAACAUUGUAGUACCCAACUUUGAACGUUCCACGCAGAACAUGUUUCAGCAAAUCAACGAAACAUUUACAAAAGGAUCGAGAGAAUAUAUCAAACACCUGGACACACACUUAGACCAAGUCAAACAAAAACACCUGGAGGCUCGAGAUCCGGUUGUGGGACAGUUAAAACAGCUGACAGACUCAUUCCGGACGUCUGCCGAGUCUAUGCAGAGUACUGUGAUGUCAGCAAUACAGAGUCAAAUACACACGGAUAUGGAGAGCUCAAUGACAAGUCUGCAGGAUCAAGUUGUGCAGUUCGUGCGACAGGCCGUGAAGGAGGAGGUCAGUAUAGCAGUCCGAGAACAAGGUGCUAGUAUCAGCGACAGUGUGCUUUCAGCCAUGAGGUCAGGGGCCGUGACCCCAAUACAGGUGACCCCUGACCCCCAUCAGGCCCAGACCCAAAUCCUACAGUUACUACGUCAAGGUCAACUUAAUGCUGCUUUCCAGGAGGCUCUGUCAGCAUCGAACCUGGACCUGGUGAUGUUUGUUUGUGAGACAGUGAACCCCCAACAAGUAUUUAACCAGACGCCGUGUCCUCUACAACAGCCCGUCCUGCUCUCCCUCAUACAACAGUUGUCAGCCGACCUCGCAAACAGCACCGAACUCAAACACAAGUACCUAGAGGAAGCGGUGAUGAACAUGGACAUGUCGAACAGUGUCACCAGAGAACACCUGAAAGGCGUGCUAUACGGACUCAUACAAAAACUCAAGACCUACAUUGCCAGUCACCCUAACGCCAAAACCACACGCUCACUCAAGAUGCUGCAGAUGGCUUCGGAAUCUCUCUUGAAAUAGAUAUAAAUAGAUGACAUCGCUUUCCAAAUUAAUGUGUCUGGUCCGUCACAAGCCCAUGUUCUCCGUCAUCAUAGCAUUGUCCUCUAAAUGGAAAUCAUGUAGUGUGUCAUCAUAUCGCGUGGUCCUGUCAAAGGAGAUCGUGUACUGUGUCAUAUAGUGUAGUCCUCUUGCAGGGACAUGUGUACUAUGUCAUCACAUAACGUUGUCCUCUGAAAGGAAACUGUACUGUGUCAUCAUAUAGUGAUGUCCUCUUGUAGGGACAUGUGUACUAUGUCAUCACAUAGCGUGGUCCUCUCAAAGGAAGGCAGGUCCUAUAUAAUCAUAAAGUGAUAUCCCCUCACACAGGAAAGUGUGUACUGUGUCAUCAAAUAGUGUAGUCCUCUCAAAGGGAGGCAGGUACUAUAUAAUCAUAAAGUGAUAUCCUCACACAGGAAAGUGGGUACUAUGUCAUCACAAAGUGUAGUCCUCUCAAAGAGAGGUGUGUAAUAUAUAGUGAUGUCCUCUCACAAGAAAGUGUGUAGUGACAUGUGUCAUCACAAAGCGUGGUCCUGUCUCAGAGAGGCGUUAACUUUGUCAGCAGAUCACGUGGACUUGUCGAUAGGAAGUUUGUGCUGAGUUAAACGUGCCCUUUCCCUUGGCAUCACUGUCCAGGUGUUGGUGGUGUUUGCUUGUUUAGACUUGUACAGACAGCCCAGCAUGAUGUCAUGGUGGAUACCCCAACAACACGCUGGCUAAUGUUGACCGAGCCCUUCAUACAGGUGACAGAAUCAUAACACAGUCGGUGUAGUGCGUCUGUUAGUAAACAACUAGCUGUGGGUUGCACUUUUGGCAGUGCAAAAGUUUCCCCAGAUUUUACGGUAACUUGAUGAUGGUGUGAAUCUAUAAUCUGCCAAGACAAUGAUCACUGCAAUCGAGAGAACAUGAGCGUUGUUUAAAUGUUAAGCUGUUAAAUUGAACCUUCUGUUAGAAUUAUCAAUGUUUGAAGGAAAGCAAACUUCUGAUCCAGUUGUGAAAGUGAUGUAAGUGGUCAUAUUAGAUAGAUCUAUUUCAGUUUAAAAGUAUCAAAUGAUGCUCCACCGCCUAUAAAACCGUGUUUCAUAUGUAUAUUUAUAAAUAUCUGGAUACAUAAUUAAAUAUUGGCUACGUAAAACUCAUGUUUCAUAGGCCCAAUCUUCAUAUGUAAUAAACUACUGGUUAGGUCAUUAUUUUCUAAAGGUAUAUAUCUGGAAAUUAACUAUUUGCUACGUAAAAAUCAUGUUUCAUAUCUAUAAUCUUCCUAUGUAAUAGGUAAAAUCAGUUUCCAUAGGUAUAUAUUUGGAAAUUAACUGUUAGCUUUGUAACUUAAAAAUAAUUUUACUAGUUAUAAAAAAUGUAUCACUAUUGGCCACGUAACAUUUAUUUUACUAGUUAUGAAAAAUGUAUCACUAUUGGCCACGCAACAUUUAUUUUACUAGUUAUAAAAAAUGUAUCACUAUUGGCCACGUAAAAUUUAUUU